UCACCAUUCUCUACACAAAAACUCUCUCUAACUUUGGGCUUCUCUCGGAAUUUUGGCUAGUUUUUGAAGAAAAUGGAGGAUUAUGUCAACAAUCCCGCAAAUAUGCAUGAUUUUAGUUUAAUGAAUACGAAAGCCUUUGCGAACCUAAAAGGCUCUGGCGGUAACAUAUGGGAAGUCUUUGAAGUUUUAGAUGAUGCCCGACGUGCUAUUUUCAGAAAUACCGUCUUUGGCUAUUUUAUUGAUGUCCCUCGUUUACAAGGGGACGCUUUAUUGUUUCAUAAAAUGUUCCUUCAUCAGAUCCGGCCGGACCCUGUUUUAUCUCCAGAUGGAAUAAAACGUUUAUAUUUUCGAGUAGGCAAUACCAAAAUGGUUUAUGGGCCGGAAGAGUUUUGUUUGAUUACCGGCUUCAAUUUUGGGGAGUAUCCAAAAAACAUUGGGAGAAAAGGGUCGGAAAAAUUAAUAAGCAGUAAAAAAAGAUGUUUACUGCGUGAACGGCUAUUUCCGGACCAUACUAAUAGUUCGGUGAAAAUCGGCGACCUGAAAAGUUUAAUUUUAAAUCAAACAUUCCUAGCACUUGACGACCUUGAUGCAGUUAGAGUAUGUUUGAUAUACAUUUUGUGUGAAGGUUUUUUGGGCAAAGAAGUUAACGAUCGGGUGCCACAAGAUUGGUUUUAUUUGGCUGAGAAUUUGGAUCUCUGGAAUAGCUUCGCUUGGGGUAGCUAUCUAUGGGAUUUUACUUAUGUUAACCUUGAGGAUACGUGGAAUAAGAUACAUCAUUAUUUAUCAUUUCCUGAGCGUGGUCAAACUUUAAAGUAUUCCGUCUCAGGAUUUACGGCUCCAAUUAGGGUAUAAAAAUUUUCUUAUAUUUAAAUUGUUUUAUUGUUAUAUUUUUUAUUUUAAUUUUAACUUUUAUUACUGUUAUUGUACAAAAUUGUAGAUAUAGAUAUAUGAGAUGAUUCCGGCUGUUCGUGCAUGUGGAUUUGCAUUGAGAAAAAAUAAAGACUUGCCUCGGAUGAAAAGAUGGAGCGGAACAAAAAAAUUGAAAUGGGUUGACGUGAACAAGAUUUGGUCAAAGAUGCAGGUUUAAAAAUAUUUCGUUUAUUAUUAAUAAAGUUGAUUAUUAUAGUUUUAUAUGCAUUUUUAAUAUGUUUAAUUUUUUA
Molecule: messenger RNA, 1160 nt
Organism: Lactuca sativa (garden lettuce)
Lineage: Eukaryota; Viridiplantae; Streptophyta; Magnoliopsida; Asterales; Asteraceae
Source: RefSeq, a predicted model, not a curated record